Molecule: messenger RNA, 3164 nt
Organism: Chrysemys picta bellii (western painted turtle)
Lineage: Eukaryota; Metazoa; Chordata; Testudines; Emydidae
Gene: VEGFB
Product: vascular endothelial growth factor B
Biological process (GO): positive regulation of endothelial cell proliferation; positive regulation of protein phosphorylation; sprouting angiogenesis
Cellular component (GO): membrane
Molecular function (GO): vascular endothelial growth factor receptor 1 binding; growth factor activity; vascular endothelial growth factor receptor 2 binding
Source: RefSeq, a predicted model, not a curated record
CCCCUCUUCCAUCCCCACCCACCCCUCCAUCGUUCCAUCCAUCCCCACUCGUCCGUUCGCAACCACCCACCCUUCCUUUCAUCCUCCAUCCCCGCGCCUCUCCCCCACUCCAUACCCACACGCCCCUCCAUCCAUCCCUCCCCACACACCCAUCUACCCCUCCACCCGUUCCCCACUAUCACCACAAGGGCUGCUCACAACAUCCUCCACCCCGGAUGGGAGCCCAAGUACCAUCCAUUCCCCUAGCCAGCUCCCUCCUGCCCCCCCCCCUGCUUCCUGCCCAUCACCCCUCUCCAGCUCCGCCCUGCUGCCCCCCGUUCCCCCUCCCGGUCCCGCCGCGCUCCCUCCUCCCGCUGCCUGCCGCCUCCCCUGGGGCCGGGCUGGGCCGGGCCAUCAGUCACUCCCUGGAGCCAGCCCCGCUCCCUCUCCCCGGCAGCCCGCUGCCGCCUGGCUCACUCGGAGCCGCUCGCUCCUGCAGGCGCGCUGGCCCCGCGGGCUCCGAUGCACCUGUAGCCGCCCCGCGGCAGCGGGGCCCCCUGGGGCCAGUCAGUGCGCGGCCUGAUCCGCCAGGCGGGGCCCGAUCCUUGGAUUUACCUCCCCACGGACUGCGGAGCCGGGCUCCUGCGCUGCCUUCGGGGGACUUCGAGGGCCGAGGGGUCCGUGCCCUGCAUCCCGCCAGCCCAGCGCUCGGAGCUACCAUGCGAGUGCCCCGGGCUGCGGGCGCUGCCGGAGGGAGGGGGCAGCUGCCGGCCAGGCGCCCUGGAAACCAGCGCUAGGGGACCCCCACACUCCGGCUCGGCACCAUGAGAGCCCCCCGGGAGACCUUGCACCUCCUGCUGGCUACAGCCCUGCAGCUGAUCGGCUGCGCAGCUAAGGGUCUCUUGGGGGUGUACCCAGCCUGACUGCAUGCAGGCACCACAGCCCCAGACGAAGGGGACCCACCCGCUGGGGGAAGUGAUACAGUGGAUGGAGGUUUAUAACCGCAGCUUCUGCCAGCCGAAGGAGAUGCUGGUGCCCGUGAGCGAGGAGCACCCGGCUGAGGUGGAGCACCUGCUGGCACCCUCCUGCGUGCCCCUGCGUCGCUGCGCUGGGUGCUGUGCCGACGAGGGGCUGCAGUGUGUGCCUACCCGCAUGCAUGUGGUGGUGAUGGAGGUGAUGAAAACCCGCUACCUGUACAGCCACCUGGACCAGCUGGCCUUCGUGGAGCACAGUGCCUGCGAAUGCAGACCAAAGACAAAUAGCAAAGUAAAUCCAGAAAGGCCUGUGCGGCCCAGGGGGAAAAACAGCAUUGGACGCAAACACAAAAAGAAGAGACCCCCUGAACAGGACUCCCCCCACCUGCCCUCCUGCCCACCCUGCUCAGACAAACGGAGGCGCCAGGAUCCUCAGACAUGCCAGUGCCGCUGCCGGCGCAGGUCCCAGCACUGCCAGGACCGGGGCUUGGAGCUCAAUGAGCACUCAUGCAGCCACUCUGUUCUCCCCCGAGGUGUGAGAAGCUGCGCAGAUGAUCUGAUGGGGGAGGGGGGUGACCUGGGACCAGCCUCUCCUCUCCCCCCCCCAAGCCCAGCUCUUCAUUGGAUCCAGAACAAGACUUUGGCCCUGAGUGCCCCCUGCUGGAGAGGAGCCCAAGGAAGACGAGCAAGGCUGCCCUGGAAUGGACCUGAUGAGAGGACUCCUGGGACCAUGUUGGGGGGUCAGACCCCAUUAUUCACUGCCUGGACAGGACCUGUCAGGAGGGGCUGCAUCUUGCACGGCCUCUCGUGGACUGGGGCAGCCAGAUCCCGGGGCCCCUCCGAGACUAGGGCAGAUGGAUUUCAGGGCCCCUCCAGGAUUGGGGUCCAGAUCCUGAGGCCCCUCCAGGACUCCGGCUCCCAGAUUCCUUUGAUGCCCACCAAGGCCGCCCCAGCUCUGCUGGUCAGACUCUCAUCCCCUCGUCGUUAUUUAAAGUUCCACACACACCCCUCACUGCCCCGCUCAUCCCCAAACCCUUUUAAUUUAAUACUUGCCCUCACCUUCCUCUCCAUCCCCCCGGACCAAACCCCGUUUCCCUGCCGGAGCCAAGGGGAGGCUGAGCACCAGCUCGAGGACCCUCCCGGGGCACGUCCUGCUGCUGUAACUGCCCGCACAUUGGUAUCCGGCUCUAAAGCUAUUAAACGGAUGAGACAUGACGGCCCGCAGAGCUGUGAGCGCACGACCCCUGCAAACACCUAUAGGGGUCGAGGGAGCGUGCCCCACUCUCAGGACUCGCCGGAUUGGAAGGGGCUGCUGUUCCGUGGGGCGCCCUAUAUACUGCACUGGCUGGGGAGGUCCUCGCUGGAGGAGGUCCUCUGUUGUGGAGGGGAGGAGGGGUGGAGAGGGAAUCCUUGGGGGUUAUUGGCCUUUCACCUUUGAGCCGGCCUUCAUUCAUGCUCCACAAACAUGUGGCAGCCUUUACACCCAUGAGCUCUUCACCCCAGGGCUGAGGGCUCCUUCAUGCUUGGUGUGUGUGGAAAAAUUACUGCUCCAUCCUAGAGGCGGCUGCAUCUCAGUGCCAGGCAAGGGAUCCCUCUAUAAAGAGCCCCACCCCCGGCACCCCAGUCCAGAGGUGGCUGCAUCUCAGCACCAGGUGAGGAAUCCCUCUAUAAAGAGCAUCCACGCCCCACCCCAGAGGUGGCUCCAUCUUGGUACUGGGCAGGGGAUUCCUGUCUGUACAAGUGCCAUAGUUUGGAAUCCUUUGGAAACACAAGGUGCUGGUAAAGCAUGAGAUGCAGUUGAUGUUCUAUGUGGGGAUACUGGAAAAACAGGUGGGCUGGGCCAGCAAGGGGCUGUGGGUCAGGAUUGAGAGGCAUGGGCAGAGCUGUGGGGGUGGGGCGCCCAGGGCUGGGCUAGCAGUGAGCUGUGGGUCAGGAUUGAGGGGCAUGGGCAGAGCUGUGGGGGUGGGGCGCCCAGGGCUGGGCUAGCAAGGGGCUGUAGGUCAGCAUUGAGACCCAUCAGAGAACAGGAUGGAGGGAAUAUGUGGGGGAUUCCCUUCCUGGCUCUGGGGCCUGUCCCCCUCCCUUGGGAGCGUGCAGAGCUGUCAGUCUAGUUCCCAACACCAGUGAAUGGGCCAGUGCUGGCAUUGCCCACAGAGACGUGCUGCACUUCAUGACCAGGCUGCAGCCCUGGGGAAAAGGGAGGGGGUGGAU